AUGGAAGCUAAAGAAAACUGCUCAGACUGUGGAAAACGAGUCAGUGUAGGAUGGUGCAAAGAGUGUGAAAUUGGCGCUUUUAAAGAAAAUUUCACAAUCUGGGCAAGUGGAAAUAUUGAUAUUGAUAAUUUCAUUAAGCAUACUCAGUUAAAUGCAACUGGAUGUUUGGAUUAUUUGGAAUUUAUUGAUUUUGAACAAUUUGGUCUUAUAGAAAAGACAAAUAAAGGCGGAGCCUUUAGUGAAAUUUAUUCAGCAAUAUGGAUGGAAGGUCCUCGAUGGACUUGGAAUGAUGUCGCUGAACAAUAUAUACGUAACGGACCUAUAAAAGUUGCUCUUAAGAGAUAUAACGAUUCACAAAAUAUAAAUGAAAAUUUUUUAGCCCAAUUUUACGAUUUUCAUCGUUCACUUAACGGAGGAAGCAUAGCGGAUUGUUUUGGAAUAACAAAGGAUCCUUCAUCAUCGAAUUACAUGUUUGUUAUGAAAUAUUAUGAUGAUAGUGACUUAUAUUCAUAUAUAGAAGAAAGUCACGGAAAUCUUGAUUGGAAGGAUAUUAUCACAACUCUUUGGGGACUAUCUACAGAAAUCAUUCGUGUUCAACAAAUCGGAUCAUGUUAUGGAAAUCUUCACGGAGGCAACGUACUGGUUGAAGAUGGAAAUAUACGUAUCACCGAUAUUGAAUUAUUUUUUCAAGUUGAAAGAUGGGUAACUGCUAUUGACGAUUCUAAUAUAUCAGAAUUUAAUAAUAUUGAUGAGAAAGAAACCUUGGAUUCGGAAAGAAACAAACUUCAUCGACAAGGAUUUUACCAUAAAGAUAUUUUUACAAAAAAAUACAAAUUUACAUUUCGAAGAUAUAAAUUGAAUAUAGAUUGGCAAAAAUUAAAAUCAGUAUUUCAAAGAUAUAGGUUGGCAAAGAUACAAAUUGGCAAAAAAUAUAAAUCGGUAGUCGAAGAUACGGGUUGGCAAAGAUACAAAUUGGCAAAAAAAUAUAAUCGGUAG
Molecule: messenger RNA, 996 nt
Organism: Funneliformis caledonium
Lineage: Eukaryota; Fungi; Glomeromycota; Glomeromycetes; Glomerales; Glomeraceae
Source: the annotation of a GenBank genome assembly